CAACCACAACCACAACAGCAACAACAGCAACAAUUGCGUUGCCAAAGUCAUCGCCAUCGUCAUCGUCUUGGGAUCAAACAGAUUUGGCUGCCGCUUAUCGUUGCUUUCCUUUCACUGCAGCUCGUUUUGAUCUGGGCGGAUGAGGUUGAGGUGGUGAAGGCGGUCGCCGGUGGUGGCAAUGAUGAGCUCACAUUGGGUAUCUCCGACCAUGACAAUGAGGUGGACCAGAUGGCGCUCGAAUCGGAACAGGAGCAACAGCAGCAGCAACAACAACAACAGCAACAACAACAACAGCAGCAGCAACAACAACAACAACAGCAACAACAACAACAACAGCAAUCGGUUCCAAAGGUGCAAGUGCAUUAUCAACACAAUGGACCACCACCGGCUCCACCACUUGGUCUGAGCCUUAGAAGCAACAAUCAUCAGAAUAUACCGAUGAGCUUUGGACAACCUUUUGGGCCACCACCGCCGCCAGCUGCACAAUUUUAUAAGGGACCACCACCACCAGCUCAGCGUCCACCACCACCGCCACCGCAGGUGCAGCAGCAGGUGCAACAGGUGCAACUGCAAUCGUUGCCCGAUUUGAGUGUGGGCGCAUCCAGCAACAACGAGAUCUGGGCCUCACCCGUCCAGGAUAUGCCCAAGAUAGUGUCGCUGGAUGUGAAGUGCGAAAAGAACGGCAUGAAGGUCUUUGUGCAGUUCGAUAAACCCUUCAAUGGCAUCGUCUUCUCCAAGGGACACUACAGCAACAUGAACUGUGUCCAUUUGCCGUCGGGUUUGGGUCGCAGCUCGGCGAGCUUUGACAUUGGACUCCAUGAGUGUGGAACAGCGGGCAAUACGGAUAACUAUAAUCAGGGUUACGGUCACGAGUCGGGUGGUGGUGGUGCCGGUGCUGGCACAUACUUUGAGAACAUCAUUGUCAUCCAAUACGAUCCGCAGGUGCAGGAGGUGUGGGAUCAGGCACGAAAACUUCGAUGCACCUGGCAUGAUCAGUAUGAGAAGAGCGUCACGUUCCGUCCCUUUCCCGUGGACAUGCUGGAUGUGGUGCGAGCUGAUUUUGCUGGCGAUAAUGUCGGCUGCUGGAUGCAAAUCCAGGUGGGCAAGGGACCAUGGGCAUCCGAAGUAUCCGGUCUGGUUAAAAUUGGACAAACCAUGACCAUGGUGCUGGCCAUCAAGGAUGAUGACUCCAAGUUCGAUAUGCUGGUGCGAAACUGUGUCGCUCACGAUGGAAAGCGUGCUCCCAUCCAGCUGGUGGAUCAGCGUGGCUGCGUCACUCGACCCAAGCUAAUGUCCCGCUUCACCAAGAUCAAGAACUUUGGGGCAUCCGCCUCGGUGCUGUCGUAUGCUCACUUCCAGGCCUUCAAGUUCCCCGACUCGAUGGAGGUGCAUUUCCAGUGCACCAUACAGAUCUGUCGCUACCAUUGCCCCGAUCAAUGCAGCGCCGAGACAAAUCUACAGGAUGUUCACCAUCUGCAGGUCGGACCCGAGUCCCAGUACGGACCGCCACCCCAGCUCCAUGUGGAUGCGUAUCAUGUGGCCAGUGCCAUUGGCAAAAGACGCGACGAGCGACGGGUUCAGCGGCGGGCACGUGCCGUUACAACGCCCACAGAGCAAGUGGGUCUCAAUCGGAUCAUUAAGGUUGUGUCUUCCGGUGAUCUGACCUUUGCCAUUGACGACCCGGCCGGCGGUAAUGGUGCCAAUGGUAGCAACAUUGGCAACAACAUCGGCAACAUUGGCAACACAUCGCCCCAGACCAUGGUAUUCCCCGUUCGCGAGGAGGGACUCAUCUGCAUGACAACGCCAGGAUUUGCCAUAACGCUUAUUGUGCUGCUGGGCAUACUCGUCACAUCCUGCCUGAUGUCCGCCGUGCUCUAUGUACGCCUUAGGCCAUUCUCCUCGUUUGCCGCCAAGGAGCGUGCCGUCGCCUUCACGAAUCCGCAACUGGCAAACGCCACACUUCCCGUCAUCCAUCUGCCCGCGCCGUCCGAUGCGCUGCCGGGCACUCUCUCCAAGAAGCGGGCGCUCUCAUGAGCUCAACAUCCAAUCAGAUAUUAGCAUGAUUCCCAUCUCUAAUCUCUUAUCUCCCAUUUCCUAUCUCUUGCCCCCCCUUGUCUCCAUUCUUGUUAGGUUAGACAAUGAAGUUUUCCAAUCGUAUCGCUAAUUGCUAUUCAUUAGUUUAAUUUUUGACACAAAUUAUUUAUUUAAUUAUGUAGUUCAUGCCGUUCACUGGGUUUCUAACACUCACACACUUGCACUCUCUCAAUCACUCACUCACACUCUUUCUCUCUCUCUCUCUCACUCUCUCAUGGUGGCAGUCAUACUUGAAAGAAUUAACGAAAUCAGUUAAAGCAUUUUAGUUUAAGUCUAGUUUCUACAUUAAAUCGGUGCUAAGCCAAUGCUAUUACAGUUAAAACGAAUUGACCAAUCUGGCAGCUCUGUCGCUGUUAUACAGCUACCAAUCUGGCAGCGCCGUUGCUAUCUUUUCCAUGCAACUGGUAAGAAUCUACUCACACUUGCACUUUCUAUCGUUUCCUCUCUCCAUCUAUCUCUCUCUCACGCUUUCUUGCAGCACUCUCUUUAGACUCUCUUAAAUAUAUAACAUUAUACUUACAUAUAUGCAUGCAUUAGUUAUGCAUAUGUUUCAAUUAGUCACUAAAUA
Molecule: messenger RNA, 2662 nt
Organism: Drosophila innubila
Lineage: Eukaryota; Metazoa; Arthropoda; Insecta; Diptera; Drosophilidae
Gene: dy
Exons: 3
Source: RefSeq, a predicted model, not a curated record